Messenger RNA from Prunus mume (Japanese apricot), 2348 nucleotides. RefSeq names its product glucose-6-phosphate dehydrogenase 2 (gene G6PD2). Gene Ontology annotation, biological process: glucose metabolic process; pentose-phosphate shunt, oxidative branch. Gene Ontology annotation, molecular function: glucose-6-phosphate dehydrogenase activity; NADP binding. The record is from RefSeq and is a predicted model, not a curated record. Gene Ontology annotation, cellular component: chloroplast stroma. Lineage: Eukaryota; Viridiplantae; Streptophyta; Magnoliopsida; Rosales; Rosaceae.
CUUCCUUGUAAGCUGCAUAUGGUAAUGUGGUUGGUUUGUUGGGCAACUUGGCAAGGCAAAGAAAGAAGACAAAACAUCCUUUCGGAGAUCUCAAAGGGCCUCUCUGAUAACCCGACCCCCUUCGAUGUUUCCCAAGUUUCUCCCUUCUUAACUCCUCGUCUCCUCCGACCUUAACCCAAACCCCAACCCAACUUGUUCUCUCUGUUCUGAACCCAAAAGAAACGAAAAAAAAGAAACAGAAAGAGAGAGAGAGAAAGAUGUCGACUCUUCCAUCUACCCAUUGUUGCCACACUUACUCGCCAUUGCCGCCUUCAUCUUCGUCUUCAUCUCCAUCGUCGUCGUCUUCAGUAUCGUAUUUACCUUCUUAUUCAUCUGCACACGGACGCCUGCAACGUAUUGCAGUGCCUUCCACUCCGAAACGUUUUGUUUCAGCUAAGGUUUCUCUGCAAUCUCAAUCCGUUUCGGAGAAAAAUGCUGUCCACAUGCAAGACGGCCCAGUGGCGCCAGUAGUGAACCCAAUUGAGAAUGAAACUCCUUUCGAGAAAUUGAAAGAUGGGUUAUUUUCAGCUCCAUCUUCCAGGGAAUCUAAAGACAUAACUGGGUUUAAUGUCAAUGAAAAAGACUCAACUGUCAGUAUCACUGUGGUUGGGGCUUCUGGGGACCUUGCUAAGAAGAAGAUAUUCCCUGCACUUUUCGCACUUUAUUACGAGGGUUGCCUCCCUGAGCAUUUUACUAUUUACGGUUAUGCUCGGAGUAAGAUGACUGAUGCGGAGCUCAGAGACAUGGUUAGCAAGACGCUUACUUGCAGGAUUGACAAGAGGGAGAAUUGUGGCGAAAAAAUGGAGCAAUUUCUUCAAAGAUGUUUCUACCAUUCUGGUCAGUAUGAUUCACAGGAAGAUUUCGCGAAGCUGGACAAGAAACUAAAGGAACAUGAGGGGGGAAGAGUUCCUCAUCGCCUGUUCUAUCUAUCUAUCCCUCCAAACAUAUUCAUAGAUGCUGUUCGCUGUGCUAGCUCGUCAGCCUCAUCUGGUAACGGCUGGACCAGGGUUAUUGUUGAGAAACCCUUUGGUCGAGAUUCAGAAUCCUCUGCGGCUUUGACCAAGGCCCUCAAGCAGUACCUAGAAGAGGAUCAAAUAUUCAGGAUAGACCACUAUCUGGGCAAGGAGCUUGUGGAAAACCUUUCAGUUCUCCGCUUCUCCAACCUUAUUUUCGAACCCUUAUGGUCAAGGCAGUAUAUAAGAAAUGUACAGUUAAUAUUCUCUGAAGAUUUUGGCACUGAAGGACGUGGAGGGUACUUUGACAAUUAUGGGAUAAUAAGAGAUAUAAUGCAGAAUCACUUGCUUCAGAUACUGGCACUCUUUGCAAUGGAAACCCCUGUCAGUUUGGAUGCAGAAGAUAUCAGAAACGAGAAGGUUAAAGUUUUACGUUCUAUGAGGCCAUUGCAACUUGAAAAUGUGGUCACGGGGCAAUACAAGAGCCAUGUUAGAGGAGGUAUUACUUACCCAGCCUACACGGAUGACAAGACUGUACCCAAAGACAGCUUGACUCCAACAUUUGCUGCAGCUGCCCUCUUCAUAGACAAUGCAAGAUGGGAUGGGGUUCCUUUCCUCAUGAAAGCUGGGAAAGCAUUGCAUAAUAAGAGGGCUGAGAUAAGGGUACAGUUUCGUCAUGUGCCUGGAAAUUUGUAUAAUCGAAAUAUCGGAACAGAUCUUGAUCGAGCGACAAAUGAGCUUGUUAUCCGAGUGCAGCCUGAUGAAGCUAUUUUGCUGAAGAUCAAUAACAAAGUCCCUGGUUUGGGAAUGAGGUUGGACAGGAGUAACCUAAAUCUUCACUACGCAGCCAGAUAUUCAAAGGAGAUUCCGGAUGCUUAUGAGAGGCUUCUGCUGGAUGCUAUUGAAGGGGAAAGGAGGCUAUUUAUUCGGAGUGAUGAACUUGAUGCUGCUUGGGCACUCUUCACACCCUUAUUGAAAGAGAUAGAAGAGAAGAAGAUUAUUCCCGAGUACUACCCUUACGGAAGUAGGGGUCCUGUUGGGGCACACUAUCUUGCAGCAAGGUACAAAGUCCGGUGGGGUGAUGUUGGUGUGGAGCAGUGACUCUCUGAGCGAAGUCCUCAUUUCCAUUGCUAUCAGAGCGAAAUGGAAUAAAUUUUUUUCGAAAUUUUUGCUUUGUAAUUUGUUCCGGGUAGAUUAGGAGUGUGGUCUUACUAAUUAACAAGCAAUUAGAACUAGGACUUGGAUUAUCCUUGAGUUUUUGUGAAAUCUGCUCUUUGUCAACGUGAAGAAACAUUGAAGUAAAUUCACUCCAGGUUUCUUCUCCAGUAAUGCAGUCCCGGCAUAUAUAUGUGUAAA